UUUAUUGUGGACAGAGUCGCUUUAGCAUCAUAUGCUAAAGUCCAGAGAGAGCUGGUUCAGUAAAAGAGCACCGAGGAGGAGACAGUUGUCAAACAUCACUGAUCAACAGACAUGAGCGGGAAGCAAAAAGUCAGUUUCGACCCCAAAGAGCACCAGCACUUGCGUUACAAUCCUCUUAGGGACAGCUGGGUCCUUGUAUCAGCCCACCGUAUGAAGAGACCUUGGGCAGGUCAGGUAGAAAAACCAGCUGAGGAGCACAUACCCAGAUAUGACCAAAAUAACCCGCUCUGUCCCGGGAACAAACGGGCAAACGGAGAGGUGAACCCAGAAUAUGACAGCACCUUUGUCUUUGAGAAUGACUUCCCUGCUCUUCAGCCAGAUGCUCCAGACCCUGGUUCAGACCAAGAUCCCUUAUUUCAGUCUAAAGCUGCAAGGGGUGUCUGUAAAGUCAUGUGUUUCCAUCCCUGGUCGGAUGUCACCCUCCCUCUCAUGAAAAAAGAAGAGGUUGUCAAGGUGAUUGACAAGUGGGCGGAGCUUGUUAAAGAUCUCGGCACUGUUUACCCAUGGGUUCAGAUCUUUGAGAAUAAGGGUGCUGUGAUGGGUUGCUCUAAUCCACAUCCUCACUGCCAGGUGUGGGCCAGCAACUUUCUUCCUAAUGAGCCAGCUCUGUCAGACCGCUGUCAGAGGGCAUACUAUCAGAAACACGGAGAGCCACUGCUGCUGCAAUACGCCAAACAAGAGUCUGAGAAAAAGGAACGAAUCGUCGUGGAGAGUCCUGAUUGGCUGGCAGUGGUUCCAUAUUGGGCUACUUGGCCUUAUCAGACGUUGCUGUUACCAAGACGACAUGUACUCAGAAUCAAUGACUUGACAGCAGAUGAGAGGGAGGGUCUGGCUGCCAUUAUGAAACGACUGCUGACCAAGUAUGACAAUCUGUUUGAAGUCUCUUUUCCUUACUCCAUGGGCUGGCAUGGAGCUCCAACUGGCUCCUAUUUAGAAGAAGACAACUCCCACUGGCAACUGCAUGCUCACUACUACCCACCCCUGCUGCGUUCAGCUACAGUUAAGAAGUUUAUGGUGGGUUAUGAGAUGCUUGCCCAGGAGCAAAGAGAUCUCACCCCUGAACAGGCUGCCGAAAAGCUAAGAAACCUGCCAGAAGAGCACUAUAAAACCAGACAGACCCACGAAAAAAGUGGAGGAAAGGAAGGAUCGAACUGAAACAAACUGUGUGAAGGUUGGAAGAGCUGUAUUUAAAAGAUAGUAUUCUAUUAAAAAAAAAAAAAAGUGUCUUGUAAAUGCUGCAAAGUAAGAUGUUUAAGUGCCUUUUCUGACAUAGGGCUGAAAGAUUUUUCUACAUGCACCCAACGAAGGAUUAUGCGUGUAUUUUCAGUAUACAUGUACAGAAAGCUGAUACUGGGUUCCUGACUGUAAUAAAGGAUUUUAAA
Messenger RNA from Archocentrus centrarchus (flier cichlid), 1442 nucleotides. RefSeq names its product galactose-1-phosphate uridylyltransferase (gene galt). Gene Ontology annotation, biological process: beta-D-galactose catabolic process via UDP-galactose, Leloir pathway. Gene Ontology annotation, cellular component: cytoplasm. The coding region runs from base 112 to 1215 and encodes 367 amino acids. Gene Ontology annotation, molecular function: UDP-glucose:hexose-1-phosphate uridylyltransferase activity; zinc ion binding. Lineage: Eukaryota; Metazoa; Chordata; Actinopteri; Cichliformes; Cichlidae. The transcript has 11 exons. The record is from RefSeq and is a predicted model, not a curated record.